Messenger RNA from Ziziphus jujuba (common jujube), 1116 nucleotides. RefSeq names its product ER membrane protein complex subunit 7 homolog. Gene Ontology annotation, molecular function: carbohydrate binding. The record is from RefSeq and is a predicted model, not a curated record. The transcript has 7 exons. Lineage: Eukaryota; Viridiplantae; Streptophyta; Magnoliopsida; Rosales; Rhamnaceae. The coding region runs from base 162 to 794 and encodes 210 amino acids. Gene Ontology annotation, cellular component: EMC complex.
AAUUUCAACAGAAGUAUGUAUUUUCAGCCUACGGGCGUGAUUGGGAGACAUUAUAGCAAUCCACUAAAAGCGAGUGAACACCAGAUCAAAACCUAAAGCCUUCAAAGAACUGAGAAAACGAAGAAGUCUCUGCGAGAGAACUUUGCGAAGCUCUUCCUGCUAUGGCGUCGAGCUUGCGAUCCAAUCCAAUAGUUCUCGUACUUUUCUUGGAGAUGUGCUUCACUCUUAUAUCUUCCUCGCUCGCAAUUUCUCAUAGUUCCGGUGAUGGUUACACUAUUCAUGGUCGAGUGAAGAUCCCAAGUAUUGGGUCUAAAGGAUAUGGUCUUCCUGGGAAAAUAUCAAAUAUCAAAGUUAUACUUAAUGGUGGCCAUAAGAUUACCUUUUUGAGGCCUGAUGGAUUUUUCUCAUUCCAUAACGUGCCAGCUGGGACUCAUCUAAUUGAAGUGGCUGCAAUAGGCUAUUUCUUUUCACCGGUCCGAGUUGAUGUUAGUGCCAGAAACCCUGGGAAGGUACAGGCAGCGCUGACAGAAAACAGGAGGGGAUUAAAUGAGUUUGUUUUAGAGCCGUUGAGCGAAGAACAGUAUUAUGAGAUAAGGGAACCCUUCUCCAUAAUGUCAGUAGUAAAAAGCCCAAUGGGUCUGAUGGUUGGAUUUAUGCUGAUUGUUGUGUUCCUAAUGCCUAAGUUAGUAGAGAACAUGGAUCCCGAAGAAAUGAGGCGAGCACAAGAAGAAAUGAGAAACCAAGGAGUUCCAUCUAUAGCAAACUUAUUACCUGGUGCUGGGAGGAGCAAUUAGGAAGCAAAAUUUGAUUGCCGCAGACCAUGCAUGCAAGAUCCGGGGCUUUUUCGUGAUCAGAAGCUUAGAUAGAUUGCUAAACAUUAAGGUCACUAGGAUUUUGUUUUUUCAACGAAACUCUACAUAUAGAAAAUUAACCACAAAAAUGCAUUUGUUUUUGUUGAAUCCUGUGAUUGGGUACAAGGCUUUAGUGUUGGCCUUGAUAAAAUUCUGGUUACGGUUGAACUUCCAUAAAAAUUUGAGUAGGUUUCAAUGUUUGUGCUUUGAUGCUGACGAUCAUCAAGUAAUUUCAUGAUUUAUGUAUUAAUUUACAGUUGGAGCA